Molecule: messenger RNA, 1346 nt
Organism: Anoplopoma fimbria (sablefish)
Lineage: Eukaryota; Metazoa; Chordata; Actinopteri; Perciformes; Anoplopomatidae
Gene: pop7
Product: POP7 homolog, ribonuclease P/MRP subunit
Exons: 2
Coding region: 213-668 (151 amino acids)
Biological process (GO): tRNA 5'-leader removal
Cellular component (GO): ribonuclease MRP complex; nucleolar ribonuclease P complex; nucleus
Molecular function (GO): nucleic acid binding
Source: RefSeq, a predicted model, not a curated record
CCUUACAUGGCCCUCCUGAUUGGAGUAAGUGACUCCAGGUGUGCUCAGGUAUACACAGGUGGAGACUGAUUACUGCAGCUCAAGUUCAGCCAGUUUACAGGAGACUGACCUGGCAUCCAAAUGUCUCUGGUGCUGCUUCCAUAAUGAGUUACUGACAAUCUUGCUCGUUUGGCCCAAGCUGCUGCCUAAACCCCAUAUAUCCACUGGAAAACAUGACAGAGCCACGCAACCCAGGAAUGUCCUCCGUGCCUCAGACAGCCCCAGUGCACACUGACCCCACCUCUCCGGCUGUAGAGAUGGACCCAGUGGAGUACACCCUUAGGAAGCGCCUCCCCCGGAAACUCCCAAAGAGACGGAACGACGUCUACGUCAACAUGAAGACUGAUUUCCGGGCUCAGCUGGCACGCUGUCAGAAGCUGCUGGAAGGUGGGGGUCAUAAGGAGAUCUGUGUACACGGCCUGGGCCUGGCCAUCAACAGGGCUAUCAACAUUGCCCUUCAGCUGCAGGCAAGCAGCCAGGGGGCGCUGCAGCUGGCAGCCAAUACUUCCACGGUGGAGCUCGUGGACGACCUGGAGCCUGAAGAUCCUGAUGAGGCCGGGGAGCCAAUGACGCGCACACGCAACAACUCGGCCAUUCAUAUUAAGGUUUACUACCCUGACCCGCAGUGAGCUGAAUAGAAGUGUGUCAGGCACAGACUUUCCAUAAGUCUUCAAGUCCUAUUUGUUCCCUCAUGAUUAUAACAUUGUCGUCUGGUGGGACUGUGUGUGUGUGUGUGUGUGUGUGUGUGGAGACCUAUGAGGACAGCAGCAGAGAACUGCAGAAUGGACAAUGUGUUGGCUGGACGGUAUUCAUUAAGCUGUGUUGGAACACUCCAAAAAGGAAAACCUUGGUUGACUUAAUAUAUUGAGCUUGUUUGUCUUGUGAUUUGUAAAUUGCAAAUUGUUGCUGCUGUUCCUUUUUCACUUUGCAUGUCUUGAAGCAGCAGAAGUGUUUGCCAGGUUAAACCUCAGUAUCAUUUAAAUACUUGUAGACAUGGCUGUGCCAGAAGUGAAUGUAUAAGUGUCUUUAUUUUUAAGGCCCAACUAAGGGACUGUUCAAGUGUUUACAGUUUCUUAUCUGUAUCUUGUCAUUCAUACAAAUUAUUAGAAAACUGAAGAAGCUUAAAUUUCAAACAUGUGUUGUUGUAAAUGUCCACUAGAUGUCAGCAGUCUAAAUCUAUUUAAAUUUGGUUUCAGAACGUUGAACUGCUGGUGGUUUUCAUGUUUAAAAUGAAUAUGUGAUGGACAGUUUUUAGGAAGACAGUGUAUUUGAUUUGUGGACAAGAAAUAAAUUGUAUUAAUAAAAUA